GUACGGAGGCGCACAGCCUCACGGGAAGUGCUACGCCACACGGAAGCGGAGGGGGGGAGGGGGAAAGGCAGCGCCCCCUCCAUGUUGUUGUACGUCAGGAGCGGUGGCGGGGAGGAAAGUGGUGCCAGGGUUUUUGCAGCCUCUGCUUAUUCUUUGGGGAUGACAACGCAAUCUGUGCUGAGCAUAUGUGGCUUCUCCUAUGACCACCUCUGUUUGCAGCCUUUCCCCAUCUCAAAGCCAUCUGCCCAUGGGAUCAUCCCUUCGUGGUGCUGGACCAGACUUCGGUGCUUCUCAGAAUCCUGUUGUGGCAGCAGGAGGAAGAGGAAGGUCGCUCCAAGGAAGAGGAAGGUUGCUCCAAGGAAGAGGUCUCGCUGCCCUGCUGUUCCUGCAGGGAUGGAGCCUGGCCAGGGAGCGUUAGCGCCUGCAGGAGAGCAGCAAGGGAUGAUGGAAGAUGGGAAAGUGCAUUCAGCAAGUGGAUUGUUUGCUUACCUGGAAAUGCUGGAAGCGCAAGCUCACGAGGCAGCUGUGAAGCAGGAGGAAAUAGAGCAGCAGGAGGAGAAGCUGGCCAUGCUGAAAAAGAAAGUGCAGGAGCUGAGACUCCAGAGGGAUGAGCUCCGGGCUAAAGUGGACCUGCAGGGAAAGGGGCAACUUGGGAAAGAAGGAGUCAUGUUGGAGCCAGCACAGCCCAGCUCUCAGGCUGUUCUUGAGUGGAAGAUAAAAAGCGUUAAGGCCAUGCUGCAGAUCUUUUAUCUCACAGGGAUCAGCGGGAAGCUGACCAAGCGAGGAGUGUGUUUCUGCAUCAGCACGGCUUACGAGGGCACCUAUUUGGAUUCUUACUACCUGGACCUGCUUAUCAAGCCGGAAGUGCAGAUUUACCGCCACUCCAUCCCUGUCUUCAUCCCCCUGGAGCAGAUUGCCAAGAAGUACCUGCAGACGGACAUCAGGCGCUUCCUGUCUGUCUUGUCAGAUCACCUGAACGCCUACGUGGGGAGGAGGUUCCAGGCAGACCGGUUACAGGAACAGUUUCCGGAGCAGAUAGAAGGACCCUUGCAGAGAAACUCCUUGUGUAACUUGCUGGUCUUUAAAUACUACGUGUCAAGUAAAAGCAAGACCUUUUCACUCACUGCAAGGCUACUCUACGGAGAUCUCUGCCACAGCCUCCCCACUGAAGCUAUCGUUUCCUGCACACCAGACGCUCCCGCAUCGCUAGCAGAGACAGCUGCAGCUCACUCAGACCUGUUUCGCCGCAUGGCCCUGCACAAAGCUUUCCGCUCCUUCAGCACCGCUCCAGAAAGCGCAGAGGGAGCAGCCUAAGGCACUCUGGCUCUACUUGAGAACACGCCUCCCAUCUGUGAGAAGUUGUCUCCAAAUGCAAUGUUUUACAUUGAUCCUCAAGGGGUGACUGGGCUAGUUUGAAUCUCAACAGUGAUGUUUUCCAAGGCUUUCGGAUGCCAGCCAUUGCAGGUAACCUUUCCUCAGUGCUGUGGAUCCUGCAGCCAAUGCUGUGGAACUCCGUGGUUGCAGGAAACUUCUCACAGUUGGAAUUAGAAACUAUAAAACCUUCAGGAUCGUGGUUCUUUGGGGGCAGUUCCCUACGGAUCAGCACUGUAUUCUUAUCCAAUGCACCUUGAAAAGAGGGGAGCAAGUGGGAAAACCUGUACACUGCUCACUGCAGCCAGGAAAGGACUUCAUGUCAGGAGUGGGGAGGGAUUGAGGGACACAACUGAGGUUUAGUUAUUGCUGGCAGCAACCCAUGCCCUCAUGUAGGCUCUGUUCCUUCUCCAAGCAGGAGCACAGAACCUUCCAGGAAAUCCCACAGCAGCAACGCCUUCCCAGUGCUGUUUCCUCCCCAGGUCUAGGGCAGCUUUGCUGGUAUCUGAUCUUUGUGCUUCAGUCUUUAAAAACCUGCUGGUUUGUAGCAGUACGUUAACUACUUGUUAAUGAAUUCCCCCGUUACUGAAAUCAUGGGGUUUAAAAAUAAAUCUGUUGAUUUGCUUCAGAUUUUCCUUUCCUUCUGCUGUGGUUUGCUGGGAUAGAAUGGGGUUUAAGUGACGAUAUAUAUAUAUAAU
Molecule: messenger RNA, 2069 nt
Organism: Cuculus canorus (common cuckoo)
Lineage: Eukaryota; Metazoa; Chordata; Aves; Cuculiformes; Cuculidae
Gene: CENPO
Product: centromere protein O
Exons: 8
Coding region: 82-1314 (410 amino acids)
Cellular component (GO): Mis6-Sim4 complex; kinetochore
Source: RefSeq, a predicted model, not a curated record